AUGACAAGAAUGCUGGAUAUCUUAGAAGACUUCCUUGAGGGGCACGGUUACAAAUAUGAAAGAAUUGAUGGAACUGUCAAUGGAGCUGCUAGGCAGGAAUGUAUUGAUAGAUUUAAUGGUAAGUACAUGUGAUGCAGGAGGAAACAGCAUUUCAGUAAUUUUAAUUGGGAAGUAGCUAGGGUGAUCUUCAAAACUUGUUAACCUUACUAAUCUUCAGCUAUAGUUCAUACUGCUACUGUUAAAACUGUAUUUUCACUAAAGAAAUAUUUACUGCUGAAAAUGUGCUUUUCUGCUGACUGUCCUCUGACCAAAACGCCAGAACUAGGGUAUAAGAUGGUGCGAAUCAAUGACAGGCUUUUACCUUAUAUUGUGUGAGUGUAUUGUGUGUAGUGCUCCUAUUUUUCUAAAACUAAGCUUCUAGUGGCGGGCAAAUUUGUAACUUUUCGUGGUGGUUAUCUGAUAAAUAAUAUCAAAAAUUGAAAUUAUCCUCAUUUCAUUAAAAUCCUGACCAUGUAUGAAUCCUGGCCUUAUAUGAACCCUGUAAAGGGAACAUGAAUCCCCAGCUACUUUUUAUAGGUUAACAAAAUGAAAACAAAACCUCUUAGCUGUUCAAUUACUACCUACUACUACUUAUUGAAUACUCCUUGAAACUUGAAAUCUUACUGACAGCCCUGCAUUACAGUUAUUUUACGUGUUUUAUUAAUAUUGUUUUUGAUGCUAAUCAGGGCACUAUUUUUCUUGCCUUUUCUUUUCCUGUUUGCUUGUUUGAAGCUGCUGGUGCACAGACGUUUUGUUUCUUGCUUUCUACUCGUGCUGGAGGUCUGGGCAUCAAUUUAGCCACAGCUGACACUGUGUUUAUAUAUGACUCAGACUGGAAUCCUCACAAUGACAUCCAGGUAUACAAUGUACAUAAAUAGUGACAUUAACAUGAAACAUUGUAUUUUGGCCAAUCCAAUAGUUCAGAAAAUUUGGUAUGUUAGUAGACCUCUUUAUACUUGGGUUUUCUGUUAACAGUUACAAAGCUGUGACCUGCUUUACCCUGGAGUAGAAAAAGAAGUUACAAGAUUUUUUAUCCACCAACCUAAUAAGAUGUUGUACAUGUGUGUUGCUUUUCUUCCCUUCUUGUCUUUUCUCACAGGCGUUCAGCAGAGCUCAUAGAAUUGGUCAAAACAAUAAGGUAUUUAAUUAACAAAGUGGUGUUCUUCAGUGCCUUGUGUAUUGUUUUAUUGUAUAAAGUCUUCAUUUAUCCUAGUCAGUUCAGUUGAAUAAGGACCUGGGGCCUGUUUCUCGAAAGUCCCAAUAGUUACAGGACCUAGAUAGUUCGGGGCCCAGAAAGCUGUUGUUGUUUACAUUCAAGAUAGAGGUUUCAGUACUUUUGCAGAUAACAUAAUAAAAUUAUCAGUUAAGAAAACAAAAUGGACGAGUUUGGUGGCUAGGACUAGCGCGAUUUUAUUCUGUACAUUUUUACUUGAAUAUUUGAUUUCGAGCCUGGAAAGUUACUGGGACUUUCGAGAAAUGGGCCCCAGUCCUCCAAGCAGGAGGUCAAGGGUUCAAACCCAGGCCAGACCAUCAAACAAUCUUUGACUUUAGACCUUAGCAUAUCUGUUAAUAUAUAAUGUACAGUAAAAAAACACGUCUGAUGUUCUCUCGUCCGUAACUCAUCAUUCAUUUCAUGCAUUCAUUCAUUCUUUCAUCCAUUCAUUUCAUUUCGUCCAAUUCAUUUGUAUUGUUUUGUACAGUUUAGCCCUGUAGUCAGACUCUUCUUAAUUCACCCUCCAGUGCACUUGAGAGAGGCGUCAUUGUCUUCAGACUUCUUAUGUCCCCCUCAUGGAGCAUCAGUUUAGACAUUACUUUUCAAUACGUGUAGAAUAUCAAAUCAGAAUAUCAAAUAUAAUAUAGAAUAUCAGAAUAUCAAAAUUACAUUAUGAGUCUCCGUCUUCUUGUUAGGUUAUGAUCUAUCGCUUUGUUACAAGGGCUAGUGUAGAAGAGCGGAUCACACAGGUACGUAGCGCUGUACAUUAUAACAAGUGUAAGGGGAAAUAUUUAUUUUAAGCAACUAAACAAAGUAUAGUCAGUUCCUGCUAUUGCAAACACAGUCUAAACAAUAAUUGUUUGGAUUCUUACUUCACAUUAAUGGAACACAUUUAUGGCUCCUUCCUUGGUGGUUUUAAUUUGGAGGUGUGUUGGUACAGUCUUUCCCUGCUAGCAGAGGUGUCGUGAGAGACCUCUGCUAGCAGGGAGGUGCAGUCUCUGAUGAUGCUGAUAAUUGUGUCACAGUUUCUUAUAUUAACUAUAAAAAAAUAUUGGCCAAAAUGAAUGUUAAUAAGCAUAAUCGGCAUGUUUUAGGUUUUUUUAAGGAGACGUUAUGGCUGGAAUAACCUAAAAUGGAAAAAACAUGAGAAAUUCCUUCCAAAUCAAGGAAAGGGUUGCAGUGAAUGAACAUUCAAUCCAAUAUUGCUUUGUUCACCUGAGCCCAAUUGCCUAUAUCAGAAUCUUAUCAAACUACAGUGCUCAGUGGAAAGAAAACAUUGAAGAAUAGUUGCAUCCCAGUUCUGUAAAUUUUGAGUUAAAAUAAUAUGAUUCAAAAUAUCUGGAAAAUUGUAAUAAGUAUAUGUUUUUUGUUUAUUGAGAGACCUCAGUCUCGACUAAUUUACUUCAACAAUCAGUGUGAAACAAACAAAUCCUUUAAAAGCGCUAUUUUUGUUGUAGAUGUAUAAUAUGACCCCUUAAGCUUUGAUGACUUUGAUCUUUGCUUGAAAGGUUGCCAAGAAGAAGAUGAUGCUGACUCAUCUUGUGGUUAGACCCGGCUUGGGAUCCAGCAAAACUGCUGUCAUGUCUAAGAGUGAGCUCAAUGAUAUUCUCAAAUUUGGAACACAAGAACUCUUCAAGGAUGACAAUGCUAAAGAUGGAGGUUAGUCUUCUACUGACACACCUUUCUUUAGUGAAUCAAAACAUUCCUGACGCUACCGUAAGCCAGGGACACCCAGUGACUGUUUUCUGUGAAAUGUCUGUUCGGAGAAGCAACAAUUGCCUAGAAUUUUCUAUAGCUUGAGGAAGGCUAAAACUUUCGAGAUGACCAUUCAUGUACAAUUUUUGAAGCUUAUCUAUUAAAUUCCUUACGAUUUUCUGAAGUUUAAUUUUUCCCAUUUUACUCCCCAGGUUAAGCUAUUUUUUCAUAGAGAAAGGAAACCUAAAUUUUCGCAACCGGGAAUGCGAUGCAGAUAGGAAUCAGAAAACUUCCCACUUUCGUAUAACUUUAAAUUGCAGCUUACGUUUUCAGGAAAAUAAUUUUGAAGCCCUUGUAAUUUUAAAAAAGACUCAUUAGCGCCACUUAGAAUACAUUUCUAGAGAUCUAAAAGUACUCUGAGCAGCCCUAGAAGUGUGUUCCAUGCAUGUACGAACGCUGUACACUAUCAGUGGCAUUUGCGUUUUUCUAAUUCAAAACAUAUGUUGUAAUUAUGUUUCUCUUUUUUAUCGUACUAAAAAACAAGUGCUGGUACGUGGAAGACAUAUGACUUUGCAGACGCUAUUGAUAACUCCUAAAUGGUUUAUAACUGGUGACAAGAUAUGUAUCAGUUGGUGAAAGGAGCUGAAGUCUAGACUAUGAGUAGUCUUUUUAUUUCCCUGGGGUGUCAAAAGGAGUGAAACAUGAGUGAGCCAUCUUCCACGCCCUGCCAUGUUUUUCUGCUGCUAAGAAAAAGAAAAAAUUGGAAAAAACAGGAGAUAGCGAGAUCUUAUUUCUUAAGGAUGCUGUAAUAUACAUUCUUAAUCGAUUUUCUCUUAAUUGUCAGACUCGGGUGACUCAGGCCGCAUAGAUUAUGAUGAAAAAGCCAUAAUGUCAUUGUUGGACCGUACCAGUAGCCAUGAUGAUGCUCCUGAUGAAGAGAAAGACAUGUUGGCUAAUGAAUACCUCGCUUCUUUCAAGGUAAGCAUGACUCAGGCCCUGUUUAUAUGGAGAAAAGUUGUACCGGGUGGAUGGGUCACUUGCCUACCCUAGCAACCCUGGGCAGGCUUGGUUCUCAUAUGCCGGCGACGUAUCUGCAACGUAGCUGCUGGUACUGCCUGGGCUACUUCUUGGACAAAUGAGAACAUGCGCUGCCUGCAACUAGAGCCAUCACAAAGUUUUACCGCUGGCAUGCCUGCGAAGAUAAACUCGAGUCAGCUUCGCAGGCAUGCCAGCGGGUAAAGACUGGGAUGACCAAUUUUGCUGGCUACUUCUGUUCUCAUAUCGGAACAGUAUCCCAGGCAGUACCGGCGGCCAUGUCGCAGGUGCAUCAGCGGCAUAUGAGAACCGGGCUUGCAAAAAAAGUGGGCAGGGAAUCAAACAGAUAGGGAUUUCUUUUAGUUUUAUGUGCCGUCCUUUUUCCAAUGGUUUAUAGUUGAAUAGCAGAGCCAGCUUUUUGGCUAAAGCAUGUCAAAAGAGAAGGAACAGGAUGACAGCAUUUUGUUGCUGUGGCCUGUUGAUGACUUCUCUCACUUUAGGUGGUUGUAAUCUACAUAUAUACAGACCACUUCUAUGACAUGCAAUAUUAAACAUGAGUGAGCAGGGCCUGGAGCCUUAGCAUUAGGCUACUGGAGUAGUAUAUCGCUCAGACAUGAUAAUGUCUCCCUCCAUGAUAGUAGUGAAUUAUUCCCAGCACUGUAGUCAAGUCUUACUGAUUUUGCAUUUAGACAUGCAUACAGAAUAGUGAACACGUUUUGCCUUUAGAAUUACUGUUAGACUUUGUGGUAAUAUACGCUCAAAAAUUUUCACAGUGAUAUAGAUUAUACUAAUUGAUCCUUUCUCCGCUAAUAGUGACUAGAGAAAUAAGUUCACCUCCUCCCCCCACACCCCUCCUCAAAAAAUAUUCAUUUCUAAAGUUCUUAGAAAUAAAUAGCGCUGGGCGACCGUCUGCCAGAGAGGUUUCAACUGGGCGAUAACACCAUAGGAUUUCAUUUCAUAACCUAGCCACACCAAAGUUUGGAAACAUUCAAGUGAUAAAAAAUACCAACUUGGAUAGUGAUACCGUAUCAUUCAGUUUGCGCUUAUCAGUUUGUGGUUUGUGUGUGAACCUUUCUAAAAGCCAUUGAUUUACAAGUGUUUUUUAUUAACUAAUGUAUAAGCUUAUGCCAUCCAAGUAUUUUUAGUCAUUACUUUCAGUAUAUCCUGUUAACACUUUGGUGUUUGUGGCUUUCUUUGCAGGUCGCAAGCUAUGUAGUGAAGCAGAAAGAUGAUGAUGUAGAAGUUCUCAAGGUAGCAAAAAAAAUCGCCAUCUUCUUUACGGCUUAAAUAGUUGAUUAACGUCUUUCGCGAUGAUGUACAUUCCGCAAAAAACAGUUCUUAACCUUUCACUUCCUCUGUGGUAUUUUCCUGAGCAAAUCCGAGCAUGUUCCCACAAGCUGGACUUUUUCCAUGUUAUUAUUUUUCCUUUAUAUUCAUCUUAAUUUACCUCUAAGUAUCCAUUUUGAGAGAAAAUUCUUUUGUUGUUUGAACAUGCUAGCGAGGCUUGGCGUCAAUUAUAUGAGCAUAAAAUAAUAAGUAACAUGAAAAAGUUCUAUUCUACUGCUAUUCUUUAUCAACAGCAAGAUGCAGAGAAAGCAGACCCUGACUACUGGGAGAAACUUUUACGCCAUCAUUACGAGCAGUUCCAAGAAGACGAGGCGCGACAUCUGGGAAAGGGAAAAAGAAUCAGAAAACAGGUAACUGUAACUUUACUUAACUUGUAGGAUCAAAAUUUAACUUCUCAUUUCCUCUAGAAGUGGUGGGGAGAAGUUUUUAAAGUGUCAGUUAAAUCGAUCUUGUGUGAUCACGUCCUUAAUUCUCGCAACCACUCUGUAUUAUAAAAUAUUUAUAUUAUGAGAAAUUUGAUGCUGAACACUUCUAGAGCCUAAAGGCUCUAAGCUGAAAGGACACAGGCCACAUAAGUAACUCUUACAUAAUAGUCGAAGCAUGAGCACUUACCGGCACAAAUUAAACUUUUAUUUUUGACCAUUGAACAACUUGGUGUGAUUUUUACUUCGGGGAGGUGUAGUCACUGGAUUGCAGUGAUCUUCUUUUUCGCUGAUAGAAAGUUUUCUCGCCUGGAAUGGCGCCCGGUUUCUAGUAAAUAUUGUCUGGUGAUGGUGAUGAUGUUCAAAACGCAACAUGACGUGUCAAUUAAUAUUUCCAAAAAAAAAAACUGCCUGUUCAUCGAUUCAUAUGAUUGGUUCGAUCCGCUGGAAAAGAGUGUAACCAUCUUUACGAUAACGUUUAAGCCAUCCUGAAACAGAACUGAAAAUGUUCGCUGUGAUCGCUAAACGUUUACUAACCGAUUGUUGCGAUUACAUGGAAACUAGUUGAAAUUUGGGUAUUUAGAAGGCUACGUACAAGUUCAAGGCGGUUAUUGAAAGACAAUUGUGUGUAAGUAUGGUCACUGAACUCUAAACUGCUUCUGUGUAUAUCCCCAGGUGAGCUAUGUUGAUGGAGGUGUGGAAGAUCAGGAAGAAUCAGGUAAUUUGGCUUUUUUGCAUCCAUAAACUGUUUGGGGAAGGUUAAUCGAGUGGUUACUACUGCACUAUGCUCCUUAACCCCCGCUCAGUCUACGAUUCAUUUGAAAUACAUUCAAGUUCCUUAACGGUAAACUCGUCUUGAGGACACCUGGCUAUAAUGGACACUCUGAUGAUACGGGUAGGAGCGAAAUCCCCGAGAAAAAAAGUGAGAAUUACCGACUUCUGAAAUGAACUCUCGACCGCUACCACGAACUCUCGCUAGCGAGAACACUUACUCGCUCACUAACCCAUUAAAGGCAGUUAGCUUGCGUUCAACAGGGAAGGGGAAGAAAAUGUGGGCGCGAGACCCCGCGCGAGGAAGAGCUCCUUCCUCGCGUGCCCCGCACGCUUCCCUCGCGCCCAAAAUACUUUCCUUUUCCUUUCCCUGCCACUCAGGCUAACUUUUGGUGUGCGCCUCGUUCAGCAAAACGAGAUUUGUUCUUGACACAAUUCAUUUCAAAAUUUUAACUAGUGUACGGUAUAUUUCCAGAGUUUGAAAAGAGUAGCUACUCUGGCAAACCACCAAGUUUGUGUUUUAACUGUAACUACUGAACUCGGUGUUCAUUUUAUUUUCCUCAGUUUCGAAAUCAUCAUCACAAAUUACCAGGGACAAAAGCAAAGGAACAUGAGCUUUAUAAUAUAGUGCGCGUGCUUGCCUGCCUCCAUACCCCUCCCUAAGCAAACUUAACCCUUACUUCCCACUUAGGGCAAAAUGUUGGCUUAGGGGAGGGGUAGGUGGGCAGUUUCCCAGGAACGUAUAAUGAUCCAUAUAGGGUCAAAAUCUUUAUUUACGCUCGGGCGUGCGUAAAUAAGAUGACGUAUACAGUUGUCUGUAAAAUUCAAGAAGCUAGAGUUGCGCUUCUAUCGUGCUCUCCAAACUUCCCACGUUCAUUCGUAACUCGAUAUACGCACGCUAAGCGUGAACAAAUUCUUAAUUAAACCAAGUUGAAAUUGAUGCACAAUAUUUACGCCUACAUUUUAAGGGCAAAAGUGGAACGAACUAUUUACUGGAAAAAAUAACCAUUCAAUAUCACUUAGGCGAAAUCAAGUUAUUUUGGACAUAACCACUGAAAAAAGGUGUCUUCUUCAAGUAGCUAUUCUUUUUGUGCGGGACGAAGAUAUCAGUAAGUUGUUCCAGAGUGCAUGGUAUCUAAUGUAGUCUGAUUGUGUUUACAGCAUGGACUAAUAACUUGUCGGACUAUGAAGAUGACGGUUACAGUGACGUUGAUGAAGAGGAAUCA
Molecule: messenger RNA, 7748 nt
Organism: Porites evermanni
Lineage: Eukaryota; Metazoa; Cnidaria; Anthozoa; Scleractinia; Poritidae
Source: the annotation of a GenBank genome assembly